AUGCGUCAAGCAACAGCAAUCGCCCUACUCAGUCUCCUGGCCCUCCUCAUCAAUAUGGCCCUCGCCGCACCCCUGUUCCCCAACGGAAACUACGUCAUCUUCCGCGGCACCAACCACAAUCCGGCUGGCUACACAUACUUCACUGCCAGCCCCAACCCUGCCAACUGGGCCGUCACCAUCGAGCCCAAAUCCACCACCCCCAACAAGCUCCAAGUCUGGAAGCUCCGAAACCAUUCCUCCGGUUCCAUCUCCCUCGAGCUCGUCGGAAAAAAAGGUUACUACCUCGGUGAAGGGCGCUCUGGUGGACUGCCCGGUGCCUACCUGGGCACCAACAAUGCGUCCCAGCAGAAAUGGAAGAUUACCAAAGUUUUGGGUGGUGAUUUGACAAAGUACAAGUUGACUUUCCCGAGAAAGUUUAAUAACAGGACGUUGGUUGCUUGGCAAUCGCCCGAUUCGACAACCCCUACUCGCGUUGCGCUGGCAUAUGAGGACCUGGAGAUCACUCAGGCUUUCAAGCUCGGUUCUGUUUAG
Molecule: messenger RNA, 531 nt
Organism: Linnemannia hyalina
Lineage: Eukaryota; Fungi; Mortierellomycota; Mortierellomycetes; Mortierellales; Mortierellaceae
Source: the annotation of a GenBank genome assembly